AUGAUGUCUGGAUGUGCUGCUGAUGCGUUAACUCUGGAUAUCAAGACUGAGGACGACGGAUCGGCGGACAUUCAUGUGGAGCAAAAUCUGGCUAGUCGGAGUGCUAUAAAUUCACAUUCACCGGUUGGAACCGUUCCUGCUAAAUUUAUUCCCAAGUAUAUUAUAAGGAAACCGAAUGAAGUUGCGAAGAAAGUUGUUCUCAAGAGAUUUCCCGUUGCCCAAAACCAUCCUGUGGCACCUAAGCUUGAGUGCAAAGAUGUAGAGGGUGCAGCGAUGCCAAGUGAUGGGUUUUUUCUACCACAGAAUGCAGGCGUUCUCAGUGUCGUCGAUAAACCAGAAGAUGGCACGGCGAGAUUCUGGCAGACUCCCAGUGGUAAGCUGAUAAAAUUGGAGCCUCGGUCGGGUGGAAAUGCUGCUGAAGGAACGCGCAACUCUGUGCCUGGAGUUAUCACAUACUCCCGUCCAAAACUUAUUAGAUUGCCAAACGGGAAAUUGGCUAGGAUAGCGAGAAGGAGAAUUCCUACAUCUCUCAUACAUCCUCCUACAGCUCUCCGGUCGGAUAAGUUACCUGUAAGCAUAAAACAAUUUAUCACUGGUAAAGAACAGAUGGAUGGUCCUUCAGCAACCGCUGCAGUAACAUCAUCAGGUCCUAUUGAUGUGUCUACACUGAUGGGAAAUGAUUCUUCCAAUGAUGGAUCAUCCCUUUUCGAAGUACGAAAGGAAGAGUCCGCUCCUAUCAUUAAAACGGAGCCUAUGGACGAGGAAGAAAUGCUUAACGACCGACAACACUUCGUGACAUCUGCAGUGCCACCUUCCACUUCGCAACCAUCGCUUGCAGCAGCUCUCAACGAUCUUUCAACUGCCUCUCCACAAGUGAACGAUUUGGUCAGGAUUGUCGACGAGCCAUUAUUCAAUCCUAAUCGUUCAAACUGCCCAUUGGAAUGCUGCAAAGUCUGCAGAACAGUGCUCCCUGGAAUGAAAAAACAUCUACUUUCUGUUGAAGCACGGUUGGGAAAUUUAGUGGAAACAGUCCAGAAUCUGAUCAUCCACAUCAAUCCGAAGGAUAGAGAAGCGGCCGAAGCUGCGAAAAAGAGCGAGGCUUAUUCCCUUGGAAGUUCGGAUAACAUACAGAGGCGCCUUCCUCCUGGGUUUCCGACAAUCCGAUUGAUAAAUGCGAAUACUGGUAAGAAAGUCGAGGACACAAGACCUAAUCAACUGGUAGUGCCGAUCAAAUCUGAGGUCCAGGAGGGAAAUGGUGGUGAAAGUUCUCAAGGAACUCAAGGAACUCCACGCCCAAAUGUGAUGAAAAUCGUUCGCACCGUUCCAUCGUCAGCGACGCCGCAAAGCAGUGCACCAUCAACUACGACCCAACGUUAUGUUGUUGGUGGAACUCGGUUUAUUGUCGCGGAUCGAGCGAAAGCUUCACGAACGGUGUACGCAACUAAUCGGGAAUCUGUUAAAGCUACAUACCUCGGUUGUGAACUGAUUUGUACCAUUUGUAAUGAGGUGUGUCUUAUAAAUAAUCGAAGAUUAUCCCGCUCUCAGCAAGCUCUGCGCAUUUAUUUCUUCUCAGCUCUUCCCUAA
This is a messenger RNA of Necator americanus (New World hookworm), 1584 nucleotides long. RefSeq lists its product as uncharacterized. The transcript has 15 exons. NCBI's taxonomy places the organism in Eukaryota, Metazoa, Nematoda, Chromadorea, Rhabditida, Ancylostomatidae. The coding region runs from base 1 to 1584 and encodes 527 amino acids. The record is from RefSeq and is a predicted model, not a curated record.